AUGUCGCACCGUUAUUCUAUGUUUUCGACCACCUCGGCUCCUGGCUUGCCCAAGUCAUCCUCUCAGAUCUCUACGACUACCUUACUCAAUUCGCUGCACAACAUUUAUUCGUCAGCCCAGCCAUAUCCACUCGAAGUUGGAACAAGCUUAGUAGUGAAUACAUGGCUGACUGUGGCCAAUCUGAAACCCGACGGCACACCGGGAGGAACAGUGGAUGUCGAAUUAGCUGUAAGAGCUUGGGAACAUGCGCGACGCAGAGCAGAAGAUGGUUGCAUUGUAUUAAGUGCCCUUCAUCGAUCGUGUCCUAUCAUACUCCCAUCAUUUCUUUCGGCCUUGCCCUUAUCAACUCCUGAAGUAUUAUUUACCGCUUUUGACGCAAUUCGGCCGUUUGUUUCGGCCGUCACUCCUUUCAAUCCUUCAUACUCUCUCUAUUCGUCCCUAGCAGUGUCAUACACCUUCACUCUUGGUGGCAGCAUUACCGGAGUGAAGUUAGCAUUGUCAAAAUCAGGACUCAAUCUUACCAGGGGCUUACUGGAUGUUCCUUCUGAACCCGGUUAUCGUGCUUUCGAUGUCUUCUAUUAUCUGAUCAAUGCGGCUUCUAGCCAAGCAGAACGAGAGUACCUUAGUUUGAAUGAUUGUUCAGCGUAUUCCAUUCUCAAUAAGUCUGGGACCUACGAUCCCCCUUCGUUCUUGCCAACUGCAGACGAUGCUGCCGCCGCUGAAGACUUUAGAUCUGCCCUCAAAGCCAUCGGUAUAAGAGGCUCCUCGCAAAGAGGCUUGCUAUCAGUGUUAGCUGGUCUUCUUAAGCUGGGAAAUACACUGGGUUUCCUCGUGGAUGAGGAAGACCUGGAGCAAGUUUGCGAGGAAGCGGCCGAACUUUUGGGUGUUGAUCCUGACAUCUUGCUCCGUGGUUGUUCUACCGAUGAUCGCACUAUCCUUGUCACAGGCAUCUACGAAGCCUUGGUCGACUGGGUUAUAUCCAAGGCCAACGAAGCCAUCGCCACGCAAAUCCGAGCUGACCAGGAGAAUGGAUCGAGUGAUGGCUCGGGGGCUCCCUGGCACACCGAAGAUGUUUCUGACACCGUGACUAUUACUGUCAUCGAUAUCCCAAGCCCGCCUCUGGGCAAGGCUGUUGCCCUUCAGGGUGUCUUUAACGAUAAUCAAGGUAUCAAUGCUGAAAUGAAAGAGGAUGGUGUGGAGAUUAAUAGCCCUGGUCAAUCUGUUCUAAAUGAAAUGCACAACGCUGUCAGCGAGGUUGAAGCCGAACUUGGAAUCGCCGAAAGCGUUGCAUUUCGUGAGCGCGAACAUCUCAAUGACAGACGGCAAACUGUACUGGAGAAAGUUGGGAUUGAGGUGGAAAUGGGCGGCUUUCUCCGUGAAAUCCUUUUCCCGAAUGAGAAUGAGGGUAUAAAUGUGGGAACACGCGGGCGUUUUGACCUUGCCUCAACUCUCGGUAGUAGCAGAGUAUGGUACCAUCUUUCUCUUCAUCCUACAGACGAUUAUCCUGAGACUUUGGCACAAAAUACAUCCGCAUGGUCAGCCGGUGCAGUUUCCCGUCAACUACGAGACUGGCGUUUACCUGAAUGGGCCAACAGACGCCAUAAACAACUCGAUUUCACUGCUGACUUUGAUGUGGACGAGUUUGUAACCCGAUAUUCACCUCUGGGCUGCAAGGAAGGAAAGGAUGGUGUUGAGAGCUGGAUUUUGGAAAGAGGAUGGAGUAAUGGAGAUGUAAUUGUUGGCCACGAGAGAAUUUGGAUGCGUGAAAACGCUUGGUGGGACGCUGAGUCGAUGCUCGAUCUCAAACCUCAUAGCCACUCUCCCGUGCUACCAGCAAAUCCUUUUGAAAGCGGCUACUCUGCUACACCCCCGAAUCCAAACGGCUCGGGCUUUUUCCCUCCGAUGCCCAUGGCUGAUAAUGGUAGCUUCAUAGGAAGUUCCGAACAUCUUGUCAAUAUCAAUAGGCAGGGUGCUAUGUCCCCAGGCGUUGCUCGUUCUCUCGCCCCGACUAAUACACACACUCUACAUAACAUUGGUGGUGACUACGGACUGGGCCCCAAAGGUGAUGACCACAGAGGCGACGAUGCAUACUAUGCGGCUGAGCUGAGUCGUCUUGCUGGAGAUGACCCAGAAAUCGCCCAGCGUAAGCAUAUCGAGAAGAAGAAAAUUACCCUCGGCCGACGUCUUUGGGCUGCAUUCGUCUGGGCGGCUACCUUUUGGAUUCCAUCAUUCCUCCUACGAUAUGUAGGGCGCAUGAAGCGACCUGACGUCCGCAUGGCUUGGCGAGAAAAACUCGUUCUUGUCACCCUCAUUGUCCUAUUCAAUGCCCUUAUGGUGUUUUGGAUCAUUGCAUUCGGAAACUUGCUCUGCCCCAAUAAAGACAAAGUAUACAACGAGAAACAACUCAGCGAAAACCAGGGCGACAAUGAUUUUUACGUGGGCGUCCGGGGUGUGGUCUAUGAUAUCAGUAAAUUCUGGCGCUUGCAGCACAGUGACACGAGCAUUACAACGAGUGCGUCGAACAUGCAAUGGGCUGCAGGUCAGAUUCUAGAUGCAUACUUUCCCGUUCCCUUGACUCAAGGGUGCCCGGCAUUUGUGACCUCUGACCGUAUCUAUCUUCAAAACAACAAUACCGAUGCCGUAGCUGAGUCAGAAGCUUUACACAACAGUGGUCCUUAUCUGCAAUCCGAUACUACGUCAGCAUUGUACAACAUAACUUGGUACGCUGAUACCUUUUUGCCCUUCAUCCAUCAGUACUACAAAGGGCCUCUGGUCUGGUCGAAGGAUACCAUUACUCAACAGGCCAAUGAUGACUCCAGGUAUUGGGUGAUCAUUAAUAACGGUGUUUAUGAUUUGACCAAUUACUUCUACACAGCAACCUUGUUUGACGAUAAUUCAGAUUAUGAUUUUCUGCCUAGUGCAGUAACAACUCUGGUCAAAGAUAAUAUGGGCUCAGAUAUCACCAGCAAGUGGCAGAACUCUACCUCGUUCCAAAAUGCGCUUACUUGCAUGAAGAACGUCUUUUAUGUUGGAGAAGUUGAUUUCAGAGGUUCGGCAAGGUGCACAGUCAAUAACUGGAUCUUACUAGCCUUUACAAUUCUUGUUUGCGCUGUUAUUUUGGUGAAAUUCUUGGCUGCACUGCAAUUCGGUUCUAAACCACGCCCAGUUCCUCAAGACAGGUUCGUCAUCUGUCAGGUUCCAGCGUACACAGAAGGCGAAGAUGCGCUCCGAAAGGGUUUGGAUUCACUCACGGCUCUUCAGUAUGAUAACAAAAGGAAACUUAUAUGUGUGAUAUGUGACGGAAUGAUUGUCGGUGGUGGGAAUGAUCGCCCAACUCCAAAGAUCGUACUUGACGUCCUCGGCGUAGACCCAAAAGUUGAUCCUCCGGCACUGCCUUUCAAGUCCAUCGGUGAAGGAAGUGAUCAGCUUAACUACGGAAAGGUCUAUUCCGGCCUGUAUGAAUUUGAGGGCAACGUUGUCCCAUACAUUGUCAUCGUCAAAGUCGGAAAGGAAUCGGAACAAUCGAAAUCCAAGCCAGGAAAUCGCGGAAAACGUGAUUCACAAAUCCUUUUACUUAACUUCCUUAAUCGUGUGCAUUACAGAGCGCCGAUGUCACCUUUGGAACUAGAAAUCUUUCACCAGAUUAACAAUGUCAUUGGUGUCGACCCUGAACUUUAUGAAUUUCUUCUCAUGGUCGAUGCCGAUACGAGUGUCAAAGAAGAUUCGCUUAACCGACUAGUGGCAGCCUGCGUUAAUGAUGCCCGAAUUGCUGGCAUUUGUGGCGAAACCAGUCUACAGAAUGAGGAAGGAAGCUGGUGGACCAUGAUCCAGGUUUACGAGUAUUAUAUUUCUCAUCAUUUGGCCAAGGCUUUUGAAUCCUUAUUCGGAAGCGUCACGUGUCUUCCAGGAUGUUUCUGUAUGUAUCGCCUUCGAACUGCUGACAAAGGUCGCCCCCUCAUCAUCUCGGACAACGUUAUUCAAGAAUAUUCCGAAGGCGAUCUCGACACUUUGCACAAGAAAAACCUUCUGUCUCUAGGAGAGGAUCGAUUCCUUACGACGCUCAUGUCAAAACACUUCCCAACGAUGUUUUACAAGUUCAUCCCCGACGCCUUUGCCAGUACCGCUGCUCCAGAGACAUGGAGCGUGCUCUUGUCCCAGAGACGUCGCUGGAUCAACUCUACGGUGCAUAAUUUAGUAGAAGUAGCCGCUCUCAAAGACCUUUGCGGUUUCUGCUGCUUCGGUAUGCGCUUCAUUGUCAUGAUUGAUCUGAUGGGAACACUUAUCCUUCCCGCCACCUGCGUCUAUCUGGUGUAUCUCAUUUAUCUCGUGGCCAGCCACAAAGGAACUUUCGGUGUCAUAUCCAUUGUCUUGUUGGCUGCUGUUUAUGGUCUACAGGCUGUGCUCUUCCUUCUCAAACGCCAAUGGCAACAUAUCGGUUGGAUGCUUAUAUACCUGUGUGCUUACCCAAUAUACAGUGUGAUAUUGCCGAUGUAUUCAUUUUGGAAACAGGAUGAUUUCACAUGGGGUAAUACUCGUGUCGUGAUCGGGGAGAAGGGCGACCAACGUGUUGUUGCCGUGGAGGAUGAAGUUUUUGAUCCUAGAAGCAUUCCUCUCCAGCGAUGGGACGAUUAUGCGCUCGCCAACAACCUGCCUGGCCGACGUGGAAAUUUCGACUACAGCGAGGAGAAACGAUACUUGCCCCCUUAUGCCGAUGAGACUGCAAUGGAAAUGGACGAUUUCCGUUCUACUUAUUCUUCAGUGAAGCCAGCAUCGACGGUCUUGACAGGAUUCCCUGGUGGACGGGGCCCAUACAUGCCGCCUCAGUCACCGGCGCCCUUCGCUGGCAACAACCGCAAUUCGCGUAUGUCUAGUUUCACACGAUAUACCGAUGCUCCUCAACUUGGUGGUCACGCUCAGCGUCACAUGUCAAUGGGCAACAUCAGCACCAGCUACCAAGAUAAUCCGGUGAACGCAAGCCGGCUAAGCAUGCCUAUGAUGCAGAGCUCUGAAAACCUUCUGGGUGUUCCAAAUCGACAACGGAGCCCAUUGGGCGGUGCUUAUGGACCUCGGCCUGUAAGCACCGUUAUGGAUUUCCGAAGCGGACCCGGUCACGGACCGGACGAUGCGACAAUUGUCGAUGCUAUUCGUCAGGUUCUGGCCGAGGUUGAUCUAGAUAAUGUCACAAAGAAGCAAGUGAGAGCUCUUGUUGAACAACGCCUCCAGACCGAACUGGCUGGUGAGCGGCGCACAUUUGUUGAUACCCAAAUCGAUCAAGAACUCGCCAACAUGUGA
Messenger RNA from Talaromyces atroroseus, 5292 nucleotides. RefSeq lists its product as hypothetical. The coding region runs from base 1 to 5292 and encodes 1763 amino acids. The record is from RefSeq and is a predicted model, not a curated record. The transcript has 4 exons. Gene Ontology annotation, cellular component: cell periphery; myosin complex; cell septum. Gene Ontology annotation, molecular function: chitin synthase activity; cytoskeletal motor activity; ATP binding. NCBI's taxonomy places the organism in Eukaryota, Fungi, Ascomycota, Eurotiomycetes, Eurotiales, Trichocomaceae.